AUUAAAAAUUAAACAAUUAAUGGCGGAUCCGGAAGUAUGGAAGAUAUAUUCAUGUGAUGUAUUAGCUCGAGUUGUAGAGGGGGAUAUUAGAAGAUAAGGGAGAAAGAUGGCGGCCGACAACAACGACUCGCCCUGACUCUGUAAUGUAGAGGGAUCAGCCGAGCGUUCAUUUAAAGUUCAAUUUCUAAUUUCACUUCCGUGUUUAAAUCCAUCGAAUCAACAUUCAUUUUAAAACGUGAAGUUGACCAUGGACCCGAGUAGUCGGUCGAUUGCAUCCAGUCCACUGCCAACCGUUGAUGAGCGGGCUGAACUUACCGGGCAAUACACGAUGGCGUCACCGGAAGUAAAAGUGAAACGAAAAGAGGAGGAAGUGGACGUGUCUUAUCUGAGUGUGAAGAAACAAUCCAAGAUAGAGCGAUGUACAAACAAGAGUACCCCACAUCAGGGACCCACCAAACUCAUCGUGAUUCUCAAAUGGGCCACUACCUUGAUAUUCGCUGCUGUAUUAUUAGCGAGCCUCGUUUUGAGUAAAAUUACUCUGUUCGGUCUUGUGCAGGGUCUGAAAAUUGAGAAAGAAGUGACCAGUCGGAACUAUCAGGCGUUCUUCAUGUGUCUUAUUACACUUGUGGCGCCGAACGUGAUAUCUCUACUGAGGUCUAUUUGGAACAUUAUUGGACGGAGUGAUAUACCCUGGCCAAACAAGAAGGCAGUAGGACUGAUUGCUUUGACAGCAGCGUUAGAAUCGACGGGCCUCUGUAUUGUUAUAUUCAAAACCCUGGCCUCGGGUUCACCAGCCUCGGGAGUCAGUGCGAUGCAGAUCGGGUUUGUCCUUCCCAUACUGUUCCACAUCAAAAAGGGAAAUCGUGACAUUUCAUUUUUCCGCACGUUUUCGCUCCUUUCAAUGAUGUUGGCCAUUGCAGGGGUUGGACUUGUUAUAUAUAUUUACGUGAAGAAAUCCAAUGAGGACGCAUGGAGUCUUGUUGGUGUUGUUAUCGUGUUUUUGUCAAUGCUUCCGUACCUUAAUAAGAAAAUAUACGGUCUCACAAGAACCCCUGUCACAACUGUGAACCAACCAAUACCAACAGGGUCAAUUAACAGAAGUAAUUCUUCCGGACAUUUUUCUCAAGGUCCUUCAUCGGGUUCGGACUACAAUUCUUUCAAUUCAAUGUCAAGCGGUAUAUCUAUGGCGAGUACACAUACUGAACCCGACCCAAUUAACAAUAUAACAUCCGACAAUGCAGUGGUCUGGAAAAUACUUCUCAUUUCGUCUUUGUUCAAAAUUGUGUUCAUCUUUGCAGUGAGCUCGCUUCUUGUACAAUAUGGAAUGGGAAACAUGAAUUUCAUAGACGCCUGGAACUUUCAUUUGGAGUGGGACACUGAUGGACUAUUUUGGUUCUUUAUUGUACACAUAACCACAAGUGUUCUUGCCUACGUCAUUGCAGUGUUCGCGUGUCACACGUGCAUGGAUCGCGGAGCCUUCGUGAUGCCUCUUAUAUUUUCGUCACCCGUCUCCUGUGUUUUGCUUGUUGUCUCGGUUUCGUGUACUUAUAUUCGUAACGCAUCGGACGGGACUAGUGAUUACUGUGAGAGUAGUACAUACAUAGUGUUCAGUGUUGGCGCGAUGGUACUUACUACUUUGUCAAUCUGGUUGGUUUAUGGCAGACUCUUCUGGAGCGUCAAAAGACUGGUGCUACUGAAAGAAAUACAGUUGUUUUGGUUACCUACCUACAACAGCGUCAUGCUGGAACAGUGGAUGUACUUAAACAGGAAGUUAAGCCAAGAAACGGAAGAUGACGACGAGACCUUAACGAGGUCAGACGAGAAAACCCGAGUGUAUAUUUGCACAACAAUGUACCGUGAGAGUAGAAAGGAGAUGCAACAGUUGUUGGAAUCUAUCGGAAAGAUCAGUCAAGCCACGUCAGACAAAGCCAAAAUCCAUUUUGAGUCUCAUGUUUUCUUAGAUGGAGCUGUCCGAGGCGACGAGUUGACCGAAUUCGCUCUACAGUUAAUUAGUCUGCUGAAAGAUGCUCUAAAUAUUGAUGACAUCUUGACUUGCACGAAAACAACGACACCUUACGGGCUACGACUAGGAUGGAAACUUCCGGGUCCCUGUGGAAUGACAUUUACUAUACACAUGAAAGAUCCUAAAAAGGUUAAGAAAAAGAAGAGAUGGAGUCAGAUUAUGUAUAUGUCGUAUGUUCUUGAUUUCCUGAGCAAGCAACACGUGGACCGGGAUGGGAAUCCAAUUGUAAAAGACUCCGACUGUUUCAUCUUGACGACGGAUGCCGACGUUAAAUUCACCCCCGAGUCAGUAGAGGCUCUGCUUGAUCUGAUGAAGAGAGACACCUCCGUUGGAGCUGUAUGCGCACGCACCUAUCCACUCGGAGAAGGCCCACUUGUGUGGUAUCAGAAAUUCGAAUACGCGAUCGGACAUUGGUUUCAAAAGGCUGCGGAACACGUCCUGGGGUCGGUUUUGUGCGCCCCUGGAUGUUUUAGUGUGUACAGGUGUUCAGCCCUGAAAGAUAUCAUACCAACGUACGCUUCCAGUGUUGAAAGGGCGUUUGAAUUUCUAAUCAAAGAUAUGGGCGAGGACAGAUGGCUCUGCACACUCAUGGUACAGAGCGGGUGGCGAAUUGAGUACUGUGCCGCCUCCGAAAACGAGACAUACUGCCCCGAGGAAUUUGAGGAAUUCUACAAACAAAGACGCCGCUGGAUCGCCUCCACUCUGGCUAACAUUAUAUCUCUGAUCAAGGAGUGGAGCUUGAUUCGUACCCUGAACCACCGGGUGUCCUACCUGUUCUGUAUCUAUCAGAUAUUUCUCCUGACCUCUACUUUUAUAGGCCCCAGUACGGUCAUCAUCAUUGUCGCAGGUGGUCUGAAUUAUGCCUGGGAUAUAAACGUUGUGUGGGCGGUAGUUCUACAGAUCAUUGUCUGUGUGAUCUAUGCCGGAAUAUGUCUCUUCAUGAACGAAACAUGGCAAAUGCAGUCCGGCAAAAUCAUCACGUUCCUGUACGCCAUUGUGAUGACAGCAGUCGUGGUUGGAAUUGCUGAACAGGUAGCGGAGGAUCUGAUUGCUUUUAGUCCAGACAUUAAGACAGAAACAAAGAAUAACAUUACUGUUACUAUAACAACCGAAUUACCAGCGGGAGCCAUUAGCGACGAUUUCCCCGUGUCGUUCGUCACGCUGUACCUCGGUCUCCUGAUCGCCGUGUUCCUCCUCACAGGGAUGCUUCACCCGUCAGAGUUUAGCUGUCUGCUCAACGGCAUAACCUACCUCCUCUGUCUGCCAUCCGGGUACCUAGUGCUCAAUAUAUACAGCGUGGUCAAUAUAACCGAUAGAUCCUGGGGGACACGAGAAGAGAAGGAUCACAACAGUGUCAAGAAGACGAAGCCCUGGUACGAUGGUCUGGAAACAGUGAUGAGGAAAAUAUUCUUCUGCUUUGAUAAAAAGGAAACACAAGGGAACCCGUCAAAUGUGGACAUGCAAGAUGAAAAGUCAAAGCGGAGAAGAUCAGAAUCCGAUUCAGGUCAACCACAAAACCUCUCCAAAAGCCUGGGCCCUGGGUUAAAAUUUGGCGGUAAAAGUUUGUCUAGAUCUCAAAGUGUUGAGCAGCGGAUGGAACAGGUAAACGAAGAGAAGGACGAAGAUGUUGAAGAGGAGUCCUACAGUGAUGAGGAAGAGGAGUUAUACGAUGAGCUAGAUCCAACUGCUGUAGAGGAUUGGCUUCCCAAAGACAUGAAGGAGUAUGCUAAACUUUUUAAAGACAACGGCUAUGAAAACACAAAUUUUCUAAGCAUGCUGACUGACGUCGAUUUAAAGAGACUUGGAAUAAAGAAGGUAGCACAGAGGCGAAACUUGUAUCGUAAAAUACAAAACAUACCGGAAUUCACGAUACCCGUAGAUGUUCCGAAAGACCUUAGUUCUUGGUUACAUCAGAUCGGACUAGAGGAGUACAAACCAAACUUCCGGAGAAAUCAAGUUAAGACCGUGCGGGACAUGGAGGCCCUGAAGUCGUUUACUAUAAAGGAGAUCAAUGAGGACCUCAACAUAACAAAACCGGGUCAUGUUCGAAGACUUCAGGACGCCAUCAAACGACUCCGAAAUCCUACACACGACGAGAGAGUGAUCACCAAAUUUAAGGAAGAAAUCAGUCAGGCUUUCUUACAUGAUCUUAGGAGUGUUAACCAGGAGGAGAACAAAUUCUGGAAGGACCUCAUCCGGGCAUGUCUGGAACCAGCUUCUGACGCAUUCGGAUUUGAGGAGAUCUUAAAAGGUAAACUCCAGAACCUUAGGAACGAGUGGCUGAUGGUCUCUGGAAUUGUCAACUGUCUCUGGAUCGUCAUUAUCAUGACUCUUAGCAGCAGUAUAGAUCUGCAAAUUGCAGGGACCAACCCACUUAGUUUACUAUUUCUGAUCGUCUUUGGAUUCCUUUUCGUUCUACAGUUCUCUUGCAUGCUUGUCCACAGAUUCACAACUUUAUCGCAUUUUAUCGCGCGUGCGCCGUACAAAUUUGGACAAAAUUACCGUAGUUCUGUUUCUUUCUUGUCACGUGAUGUUGACUCAGAGGAAGAACUCUUAACAAGGGAGGUUAGAAAUUUAGAGCCUCAAUUUCUCAAAAGAAUCAGGAACCAACAAAAACAAGGCAAACGAAAGAAAAGCAAUAGUAAAUCCUCAGAAACAGCACCGCUGAUUGCUAAUUACAAUGGUAACGACAUUUAUACGGGACCUCCAGUCAAGGAGACUUAUGAAGAAAAUAUGCUGGCUGAAAGAGGACAAUAUAUCAGAAAAGUUUAAUUUGUGCCAAUUUUAAUGAACUUUUGUUUUGGUGACAGUCACUAUUUAAAACCAAAUGUAUGUGUUUAAAUGUUAAUUAGUUACGUAACUUUGUUUUAUUGUAUGCUUUUAUACAAACUCGGAACUCUAUCUCAAUUAUCAUUAGCGCAGUAUAGAAAUAUUGAUAUGGAUAUGACUUUGUUGUCGAAGAGCACGUAGCAUUGUUAUCAAUAUAUCUGAUGUCGGAAUAGAGAAUCCUCAGACACUAUAAAGUAAAUUGAUUGAAAUGAAAAUAUGCUAAUUUAAUAAGAAAACAUGGUCAGGAACUCAAGAACAGGUCAUUCACUCGAGCGAUAUUUUUUUUAGUUUUAAGGCUUAAUAUGGGAUGUCAUGGUUAAUACUAAUCAAAACAGUAUCCUUUCUGAUUGAGGACUUGUUUACAUUUUUGGCGAAAUUAAUCUCAUAUGCUUUUAUGAACAAACUUUUUUGUGCAAAAAAGAUUUUGAUAAAAAAUUAUCAAUAAGGGGCAUUUUGAAACAA
Molecule: messenger RNA, 5314 nt
Organism: Magallana angulata
Lineage: Eukaryota; Metazoa; Mollusca; Bivalvia; Ostreida; Ostreidae
Product: chitin synthase chs-2-like
Exons: 23
Coding region: 248-4795 (1515 amino acids)
Cellular component (GO): cell periphery; cell septum
Molecular function (GO): chitin synthase activity; protein binding
Source: RefSeq, a predicted model, not a curated record